AAAAUGUUACACAUGAAAUACAGGGGACAUAAAAUAUGAAGAAUGAUGCGAAAAAAGCAGGUGCAAGUCCCAAGGGAAGACGGAAGUUGAACUUUGUGGAAAAGAAAGAAAAAUUACCAUUGAUGGGAAAAUCCAUAUUUGUUGAUGUCAAGGAAAUAGCUCAGAGUCGCUUAAUAAAGGAAGACAUUAAGAGGCUUGGAGCGCGAGUUGACGAAUUCUUCCACAAAGAUAUCAACUAUGUGAUCACAAGUAACCGGUUAUCGAAGUCUGACAAAAAUGACCGCUUACUGUCCCCUGAGAGUCCCUCCACAGUGUCUACCCCCAGCCCCUUUAAUACUGGUCCCUCCCCAUCCCCUGCUGCUGGAUCUAAACCUCCGCAGGAGUCUGUUAUCAGAGGAAAAGCUAUUGCAAAAAGGGCAGUUACCAAAGAGACAAAUCCGGUGCUCACAAAUGCAGAAAACUGGGGCAUCAAAGUUGUCUCCCUGGAUGCGGCACAAAAAUGGAUCCAGCGAGAAAUUUCUAAGCUUCCUCAAAGUAACAGUAAACCAAAGAGCAAUGUUAACAACCUCCAAGGAAGCUGCAAAGUGAAGAGACUAAAACCUCCAUACCUUAAGAUGGAAUCAGUCACAAGACAGUACAAGGUGGUGUAUCAUCAAGUUGAGGUUUGGCCCCACGCUAAUGUAGAAACACCACGGGGCACCUGUCCAUUUGAUGGCACCUCAGUGGGCGGGGAGAGAUCGCGGGAGGAGAGAGGAGACAGGAUCGGACUGAUUCCCUUGGAACCCAGGACUCCAGAGUCAAAAAGUGGACCGACACAGUCAACAAAAACACUGGAGAAUUCCAAGUCCUCGAACAAAAAAGAACCACAGAAAAGACAGAGAACCAGUAUCAUAGGUGGCGUCAGGAUUAUCACCGCAGGAGACAUAAGACGACGGAAGGAGAUGAAAAGACUGCAGGAAAAGAGAAGAGGAUACUGUGAAUGCUGUGAAGCUAAAUAUGAUGAUCUGAACAAACAUGUUAGAGAGGAACAGCAUAAAGAAUUCAUCCGAGAUAAGAAACACUAUCAAGAUCUGGACAGCUUAAUUAAUUCUGGUCCUAGUGAUGCCACUUUCCUAAAGAGAGUUUUAGAGCAGCAAUGUAGUAAAGCUGGUGGAACACACAGUGAAGGAGGAAAAUCCUUUAAGGAAGGAGCAACAGCAGUGCCUGUCCAAAAAGUCAUGAAAAACACUUCCAGUAAAACAACCCUUAAAAUUGUGAACUCUGAAGUUAAAAGAAGAAGGAGACAAAGCCCUAGAAAAGUCUGGCAGAAUGCAAGUGAACAUGAACAGACCAUAUUACUGAAAGACAGCAUAGAACAAGAUAUUCGCCAGCGCAAAGAAGUUCGAAGGAGUGCAGAAAUAGACUUGCAGCUUGAUAAACAUUACGUGCCAACAAGGACAAGAAAUUUCCUCUUUGUUCAAGGAACAUCAAGUCAACAUAGUGACAGAACUGGCAUAGGAAAAAGCGAUAUAAGAACAGAUAAUCAGGGCGAAAUUGGUAGUAAUAAAGUAAUAGAUUGUUCUGUUGUAAUUAGCAGAAGAAAUGAACAGAAUCAUUCUGCAGUUAUGAAAGAUUUGAUCACAGGUAAUAAAAACAGUCCAAAAACAACGACAUGUUCCAAAGCUCUUCAAGAAGGCAGUAAAAUUCAGACCCAAGAGUACAAAAUUAAUAAUAGAAGGAACAAAGAUAAACAGUUACAAUCACCUUGUAUUAAUGAAGAUAUUGAAGAUUGUGAAAAGACAUUAAAAUCUCCCAAAAAACAACCACGACAAGGUAGAGAAUCUAGAGAGGAGGUUGAUUCUUCAAAUGUUGUUUGUGAGGGGAAUUCUAAUCAGGCUGUAACUUCAGAACAAUCAGCAAGGAAGUUAACAACAGAAACAAAACACAAUGUAGAAGAAUGCAUUCUCAAAAGAAGGCUUCGAUCUCCAAAGAUGGCAACUCUCCCAAAUAAAGAAACUGCUGAAAGCAAGAAAGACACACAGGCCAAAGGAGUGGAAAGUAAAAAAGAAAGGGAAGAAACAAUGAAUCCAAUGAAAAAUGAUAUUAAAGACAGUAAAUCAACUAAAGUUGACACGCAGAAGGCAGAAGCAGGUAAUGAGAAAAAGAGGGGUCGUGCUGAACACUUAAAAACUAGUCAGUCCGCAGGUUCCCAAGAAAAAUGUGAGGAAAAACAGGGACUGGGUGAUGCAAGGGCUAGAUGCAAGUUCAAGAAAUGUUCAGGAAAGAGUUCUUCCUCAAAAGUGACAAAUGUUGAAUUUGAUGAGGAAGACCAUGAAGAUGUUGAAAUUGUCAGUUGUGAUGAUAGUUCAGGAGGUGAUGGGGUUGUUAAUAGACCAAGUGAUGUAAACAAUAAAAAUGCCAGUGGUGUGCAGUAUAGAAUCGAAAAUGUGGGGGAACCAGAUAAUUGUUCUUGUCAUUCAUGUAAUUAUGGAGAAUUGGAGACUUCAGUGGAUAUUCUAAGAGAGGUGAUCACAAGUCAGAUGGAGAACACAUUUGUUGAUUUUGUGUCUACAGUUAUCAAGUCUCCUAAAACAUUGAGAAGCUCUAAAACUUAUGAUAAUACAGACUAUAAUGAAAGUGAACGUUUUACAAAGGAAAAAUUGUCAGAAAUUCUCAGACUGCCUAGGAAAUCGAAGCGUUCACAUGGGAGUCAUGAUUCAGAACUUGCACAAAAGGAAAGUGAUCUAAUUAAUCUUGACUCAGAUAAAAGAAUGUCAGGAAAAGAAUCGGCAAAAAAAUUGGAGUCACAUAGAGAGAUAAAUGAUAUAGAGGAAAAGGUGUUAAACACUGCAUCAGAAGAAGAAACUGGGAAUUAUGAACCUUCUAUUUCAACUGUGCAAAAUGAUAAAAAGAGUAGGACUAGAAAUCUAGAUGCUGCACACAAGGAUAUCUCACCACAGAAGCAGAGAAGCUUGAGGUCAAGGAAAUAUCUGAUGACUGAAUAUCCUGAUGAUACAAGUCAAUAUGAAGUUGAAAAAACAGAAGGAUCAGUGAAAGUUCAUCAACAACAAACCAGUGAUAGUCCAUCUGUUAUAAACAAAAAAAUAGCAAUAAAAAAUGCUAAUCUUUCGGCACCAUUAACAAGUGAAAGACUUCAGUCUUUAAAUGAAAAAGAGACAACACUUACAGUUAAAACCUUUAAAACUUGUUAUGAUUUUAAACCAGGGAAAGAAGGUGUCGUAGGUCAAUCUGAAAAUUUGCAAGAAACUUUUGAAGAAGAGAAGGUGUUUGAUGCACAGGUGGAAAAGUCUUUGUAUUAUAUAGAUAGAGUUCACCGUUUAAGGUCGACUGAUCAGAGGCAGAAUUCUGUGGACCGUGAGCUGCAAGAUAUAUCUGUUAAAGUGCAGGAAAGAAAUUCGCGUCCAAACAGUCCUGUACCUGGGGAAAGGAUCAGAGAUAACUGCAUCGCUGCCUCACCUUUGUUUAAAUCAUCUCCAAGUCUUGCUGGAUUGCAAACUCCAAAUAAGAGAAUCUUUUCAUUGUCUGAAAAUGUGAAUCAGACAACUCCAGUUGUGUCAAGUCCAAAGAGUGGUCUGAGCAAUACACCAAGGUCAAAUAAAAGGAAAAGAUGGAAUAAAAGAAGAGAAUCCAAGAAUAAUGACACAACUUCCAAUGCUUGUAAAGUGAAAAGAUUGGAAAAGUUGAAAUAUCCUACUGCUAAUGGGAAAAGCUGUGAGAAGGUAACCAACACAGAUAAUGCAAUCAAAGAUAUCCAGCUUACUUCUGGUGCUAAAAAUAAACUGGUUGAUAAUACUACCUCAAAAAAAUUUCUGAAUUUUAAAAAGGAGCAGUCAGACAAGCUUAUUACUGUGAAAGAAACACUGAAAGACAAUUUAAAAUCACCUUUGAAGGACAAUAAAUUCAAAUCUCCAUUGAAACAAACCUCAGUUGAGAAAAAAUGUGUGUCUCCCCGACGAGUGUCAACACCUUUGGUGUGGAGAAAUGCAAAGGGCAGUACCCCAAAGGGAAGGAAAAAAAGAAUCAAGCUCAACAAAAGCUGGUCUGUGUUGAGUGACCGUAGUGUCAAUAAACUUCUACAUGAGAGUGACUCGGAGUCUAAUUUUGAAGGGUUUGAGGAAGGAGAUUUAACUGGUCACAGCUCCCUUUGUAGUGAUGCAUCUUUUGUAGAAAUAAAUGAAGUUGAAUUUGAUGAAAAUUCAGACCGUGAGUGGGAUCUGGAGCAAGAAGAUGUUGAAGGAAACAGAGAAGAUGAUGGAGUUGGUAUGUUACCAGAAAUACUUUCUUCCCCAGGCAAGAGAUCCGAUUCCUCGUGGGACACUGGAUUUGUGGAUUUUAUAGAUACUCAAUUGUCUAGUAGAAAGAAGUCUCCUAGGAAGAAUAUUACUUUACUCAAGGCUGAAGCAGCAUCAUUGUGUUCUCCGAGGAGAAGAAGAAGAAGACUUGAAUCCAUUCCUGAAGGUUAUACAGAAAAUCAGCUUCACAGACUAAGGAAGAGAAGGAAAGUGGAAGAAGAAGAAGAGUUUCAGAGUUUUAUGAUUAAUGAUGUGUCUGCACAGGUUGAUGAAGAUAUUCAGUUUAAUUUUUCCAGUCCAAAUAAGCGCAAGUCUAAAGUAAUAAAAAAUAAAUCCAUUGAACAUAAAUCAGGGAAGUCUCUCGAUUAUGGAUUACCUGUAAAAGAGGACAGAGAAACAGGAUCUUUGAUUCAAGAAAAAAAGAAAAAAGUGGUAAAGAGAAAAAAAUUGAGGAGUUCUGAAAGAAAGGAAUCGUUAACCAAGAGUGAUUCUGAAAUUGAUAGUUUUCCAAAUAGACAUUUUCCAAGUAAAUUUUCAAAUAUGAGUGGACGAAAGUCAAAACGUAACAGUGACAGAGAACUUUGUGGAGAUGGAUCUGAAUGUAUUGAUGACGUUGACUCCAUGCCUUAUCUUUCACCCCAGGGAAGCAAAAGAAUCAUCAAAUCUUAUGGUGGGAGAUCAUCAGAUAUCCCGAAUUUAUCUCCUCAGAUUCAGAGGUACUCUUCCCCUGAUGUUAAUAGUUCUCGUAGCCUUCGAUCAAGAAGGACUUAAGCACAUACAUUGUAGAAUUAAAUUUUUUUAGCAGUGAUAUAAAGUGGAAUGUUCCUUGAUAAACUUAAAACAGUUUAUAUCUUGGUCCCUGAUAUAAAAUGAUAAAGGGCUGUCAUACAAGUGCCUUAUAUAGUACCUGUGGCAGUUUUUUGACUAUGAAUAAGAUUAUAACUUACUGGUGAUUCAUCCUAGAAAUUUAUUUCAGUUUUCUAAGUAGGAGUGGUAGUUAUUACAGCAAUUAUUUUACCAGUAAAUGAUUAAAAAUCUUGGUCCCUGAUAUAAAAUGAUAAAGGGCUGUCAUACAAGUGCCUUAUAUAAUACCUUUGGCAGUUUUUUGACUAUGAAUAAAAUUAUAACUUGCUGGUGAUUCAUCCUAGAAAUUUACAGUAUGUAUAUGAACAUUUUAUUGUGCAAUAUGAAUAAUAUUAAACAUUGUUUAAAAUCUGAAUAUAGAAUAUGUUUAUUGUAGUUUAAACAUGUUAAGAGAGUAAAUUUUCAUUGAAAAUUUCAAGAGUUUUGCAUAGUUUCAGGUUGUGGAUAAAAAAGGCGUGAACACAACCAAACUUAAUUUGGAUACUGUAUCUUUGUGCUUCCUUGUGAGUAGUAAAUUUGAUUCAAAGUAUUAACAAGAUUUACCUGCACGAAAGACGAAUGGCUGAUGUUUGUGUGUCUCAGUUUACAUUCUUUAGUCUUGCAUUGGAUUAUAAAAUUGACCUAUGAUUUCUACUGAAUAUAUAAUUUCUAAGAAUAAAGGGC
Molecule: messenger RNA, 5819 nt
Organism: Saccostrea echinata
Lineage: Eukaryota; Metazoa; Mollusca; Bivalvia; Ostreida; Ostreidae
Exons: 11
Coding region: 36-5063 (1675 amino acids)
Biological process (GO): regulation of cell cycle phase transition; positive regulation of nuclear cell cycle DNA replication
Cellular component (GO): Dbf4-dependent protein kinase complex; nucleus
Molecular function (GO): protein serine/threonine kinase activator activity; zinc ion binding; nucleic acid binding
Source: RefSeq, a predicted model, not a curated record